Poeciliopsis prolifica (blackstripe livebearer) is the source of this 2775-nucleotide messenger RNA. RefSeq names its product CDK2 associated cullin domain 1 (gene cacul1). Gene Ontology annotation, molecular function: ubiquitin protein ligase binding. Gene Ontology annotation, biological process: ubiquitin-dependent protein catabolic process. The coding region runs from base 152 to 1180 and encodes 342 amino acids. The record is from RefSeq and is a predicted model, not a curated record. The transcript has 8 exons. Lineage: Eukaryota; Metazoa; Chordata; Actinopteri; Cyprinodontiformes; Poeciliidae.
CGCAAACUGUCGUAAAAUGUGAGCUUAGAGCAGAAAGAAGGAUGCACAACACCGAGCACGGCUGAGAGUUUUUGUUUGUUUUCGCUUGUUUCUGUCGGAAUGUGUCAGUAGUUCUGCUCGGUUCUGGCCCGGCUCAGUUGCUACCGUCAAGAUGGAGGCCAUGGAGGACGACAGCUCGGAGGUUAAAGACGACCACAACCACAACUACUGCGGCGGUAAAGUCAGGGCGGCGCUUAGCAGCCAGGUACCGGAUGGAGUAGGAGUCCCUGAGCCCGUUUGUCCAACGGUACCGGGGGCAGAACCGGCGAAGCGGCAGGCGAAACCGUGGUCCGGCAGUCCCCGGACUGUGUCCGAGUUGAUGGACUCGGACACAGGCAGCGAGAGCAGCGAAGUUAGCGAGCCGGACUGCUCGGCUGCUAGCGCCGAGGACAAAUUCAGACUCGACUCCACUUCCAAGUUCCGUAAGGGCCCGAAGAGCCGCGUGCUGAAUGCGAUGGCAGUAGAGGACUACCGGAAGAACCACUGGCCCAACCUGGAGGAGGCGAUAGACCGCCUGCUGAUCCAGAACCUCUCGGACCACAUCUCGGUCUCCUACGCUCAGAUCUACGGCUAUGUGUACAAGUGUGUUUGCCAGCAGCACUCUGAGCUGCUCUACAGAGACCUGACCUGCAAGAUUACAGCUCACCUGCAGCAGGUUUCCACACAACUACAGGCCAGCCCAACUGAAAACCUGAUUGAAAACUUCAACAUCGCUCUUACUCAGUACCUGGCGUCUCUUCAGUGUAUCGUUCCAGUGUUUAUAUACUUGAACAAGUUUUAUAUUGAGUCAAAACUGAACCGAGACCUGAAAGAGGAUCUGAUGAAGCUGUUUGCAGACCAUGUUGCAGAAGAACAUCUAAGCAAAUUGAUGCCUCUGCUCAUCAAAGCUCACUCCAUGCCGUUCCAAGUGCAGCCGUCGACGAUGGCCAGCGUGGUGAAAGGCCUCCACAGCCUGCGACCAGAGUGGGCCCAGCUCGCUCCGGCCCUCUUCUCCAGCUUCAUCCCGCAGAUCCACCCCCCCGCCGUGGAGUCCCAGCUGCCCGACUACGCCGACCGCGACCGGAAGCUGCAGAUGGAGCUCUCCAUGAACGGCUUUCCACGGGGCGACCAAUCCCGCAAACGCGCCAGCGAGGACUCCUGAUGGCGCCGGCUCUGUUGCAGAACUCUACUGUGCCUCCUACAGAUUGAUCCCACUCGCUGCUCUAAAUACACAUUCAACAACGCCUCACCUUCGUCUCUGUUGACACGAGGCCACAAAAACACUGUGAACGACACAACGACCGCAACAUUUUUCAUUUUGAUGCACAGGAGGGAAAAUCGACACUCUCAGACUUCCAUACAGGUUCUUCCCUCUCUGAUUCCAGCUGCUGUGAUUUGCGUCUGCAGCUGGAAAUCCUGUGAAUGUUUGAUACAGAAGGGGCUAAUAAACACUUUCUAGUUGCUGCUGACCAUAAUCUUCGUGUUUAAAUUCCACGAAUCGCUUGUUACAGGAAAAAAAAAAACGUAAGACCUCUGUUGUAAUUCUCUACUUUUACGUUGCCUUUAACGCAUUACUAACAAAAUAAAACAUUUGCCAAAGACUAGCAGAAGAUACUUUUAAAUGUGAUGCUUUUCAUUCAGGCUGCUUCCUCCCUUUAACGUUUGCACCAGUGCAUCUUAACAUAAGCUGUUAACUUAUUUCUGUAAUUUAAGAUGAAACUCAUAAAUUAUAUUGAUUCAUUAAUUACAGAGUGAUGGAUGUAAAGACUUUAAUUCUGUUGAUUUUAUAAAAGCGUCAAAUUAGGUUUUUCUGAAAAUUACAGCUAUUUUUUUUAAAUUCUCUCCUGAAAGUUUUUUUUUUCCUUCCACUAAACUUUCUGUUGAAUGCUGGAGCUUCUUUUAUGCUCCUCUACAAAAACACACAUUUUGUGUUUUGUAGAUUUCUGGUCUAUUCAAUGUAAAUGUCUUAUUCUAUAUAAGACAAAACUAACUUACAGUUUACUUUUCAGCAGAAAAUUGGAGCUUGUUUAAAAUUAAUAAUCCAUCCAAAAAGGGAUUUAUGUUUUACUUUUUGCAGAAUUUUAAUUUCAAAAUUCUGACUUUUUCCUCCAAAGAUUAAAAUCUGAAUUCUCUUUUUCUUUUGUGGCCCUAAUCUCCUUCCAUACCAUCCCGACCCUUUUUAUUUAUUUUUGUCCCUCGUUUCUGCUUUUAGCCUUACCUGCACGAUUUGCAGAUUUUUCCCAGAAAGUGCCAGAAAUCCUUGUGAACCUUUUGAUAUCCCAGAUUCUAUUUCUUCAUGGAUCCGAUGAGUCUUUAUGCAAAUGUUAAGAUGUAUAGCUUGUUUAUAAUGUAUAUAGUUUGUCACUGCUGCAUUUUCCUCUUUAAUAAUCUGAUUAGUAUUUUUGAUACAAGCUCUUACACUGUUUUAAGUGUAAAUAGAUGGUUUUCUCUUUCUGUCUUGUUUUCCUCUAAAACUUUUUGAUGAAGUAGAGAAAGAGUAAAGUUCCAACACUGGAUGUAAACAGUUGUAAUUUUUCCUCCAACAGAAUGAGAAAAGGUUUUUGUUUGUGGAAAAUGUCUGCAGAGAAACCGACUUGCACAGGAAACUUUUGUUAGUUUCAGGAGGAAAACAACGUUUGAGUUUCCAGAUGUUUGUUUUUUUCUCUCUCUCUGUUUUUAAACGAUAAAUUAAUUUCUGAUGAUCCAGAUUGUUUGCUUUUUGUCUGCCAGGUUUUUAAUAAAAGAUGUACAAAGAAA